Messenger RNA from Capra hircus (goat), 3612 nucleotides. RefSeq names its product histone H1.3. The transcript has a single exon. The record is from RefSeq and is a predicted model, not a curated record. Gene Ontology annotation, molecular function: structural constituent of chromatin; DNA binding. Gene Ontology annotation, biological process: nucleosome assembly. Bases 53 to 718 code for a protein of 221 amino acids. Gene Ontology annotation, cellular component: nucleosome. Lineage: Eukaryota; Metazoa; Chordata; Mammalia; Artiodactyla; Bovidae.
CCGUUCUGACAGUUUACCCUUACUAUUUUGUCUUUCCUGGCUAAACAGAAGCAUGUCGGAGACGGCUCCGGUUGCUCCUGCUGCUCCCGCACCUGCAGAGAAGACACCUGUUAAGAAGAAGACGAAGAAAUCGGGCGCGGCCGCUGGAAAACGCAAGGCCUCCGGGCCCCCGGUGUCCGAGCUCAUCACCAAGGCUGUCGCCGCCUCCAAGGAGCGCAGCGGCGUGUCUCUGGCUGCGCUCAAAAAGGCACUGGCGGCCGCCGGCUACGAUGUGGAGAAGAACAACAGCCGCAUCAAACUGGGUCUCAAGAGUCUGGUGAGCAAGGGCACCCUGGUGCAGACCAAGGGCACCGGGGCUUCCGGCUCUUUCAAGCUCAACAAGAAGGCGGCCACCGGGGAGCCCAAGCCCAAGGCGAAAAAGGCGGGCGCGGCCAAGCCCAAGAAGGCUGCUGGGGCGGCUAAGAAGCCCAAGAAAGCCACGGGUGCGGCCACUCCGAAGAAGGCUGCCAAGAAGACCCCUAAGAAAGUAAAAAAGCCGGCGGCGGCUGCUGGGACCAAGAAAGUAGCCAAGAGCCCGAAGAAGGCGAAGGCAGCCAAACCGAAGAAGCCGACUAAGAGUCCGGCCAAGGCCAAAGCCCCCAAGCCCAAGGCAGCCAAACCUAAAGCUGCCAAACCCAAGGCUACAAAGGCCAAGAAGGCGGUCUCCAAGAAGAAGUAAAUCUUCAGCGGCACCUCCUGCUUUGAAAAUCUCAAAGGCUCUUUUCAGAGCCACCCACUAAUUUCAGGUGAAAGAGCUUAACCGGACAUAAAUCCCUAAGUUUACCAACGAGUUUUGUAAUAAAGGUAAUUUUUUUAAAUUUGCCGCUCUACUGUGAUUGGACAGCUGAGUGUGCGUCCGGGUGCGCGCGCACCACAGGGUCAGUACCGUGAUGGUGGUCACAGUGCUGUAGUGCGAGCUCAGUGCCUCUGAAAGGAGCCACUUGUGACGGCUCUGGGUCUUAGCAGGGAUGUUGAGCAGGACGCUGCACUGUGCGAUGGUAACGCGACCCCGAAGUUACUCGUUGAGGAUUUUAAGCUUCGGGGGGUGGGGUGGGUAGUGUACGCUUUGUGAUGGGCCCCGUUCCCCGCCAGCUCCGGUAUCUCUUCCUUGUACUCCAGCACCGCGGUCUCGUACACCGGGACCCGGUCGGAGUAGUUACCCUUGGGAAGCAGACAAUGCAUGCGGCCCCUGGGAAACGAGCCUGGCCCGGGAGGAGCUGGUUUUUGGCCUUUGUUCGCCCUCUGCCGCCCUGUUUUCAUCCUCCAUAUUUGUUAGGGAAAAAGUGCAACCUGAAGAAUGGAUUAUUACAGUCUGGAUGUUUGUAAGGUUUUCUUUCUCAUUGGUUUGUAGUGUCUAAGGAGAAUUAGCCAAUCAGAACGCACUCCCGGGUUUAUUUGCUUGGUCUCUAGGAGAAAAUACUGCGUCAAUUAGAGAUUGAAAUACAAGGAUUUGCGUAUACUUGGAAACAGUUGAAAAACUUGUAUUUUUUUCCCUCUUAACGAACGUAGUCCUACUCGAGGGGACUUUGAUACUACUGAUAUUCUGCCUGAGUCUGCAUAAUUGUUCCUACUAUGCUGACAGUGUGAACUGCUCAGUCGUCCGACUUUUUUGAGACCCCAUGGACUGCACCCCGCCAGGCUCCUCUUACCUUGGGAUUUCCAGGCAAGGAUCCUGGAGUGGGUUGCCAUUUCGCUCUCCAAGGGAUCUUACCGGCCCAGGGAUCGAACCUGCAUCUCCUGCAUUGUAGGGCGGAUUUUUUACAGGUGAGCCACUGGGGGAGCCAACCCUAACACUAAGGUAUAGUAAAAAAAUUGUUAAAAAAAAAAAAGUGUAAAAAGCACUCCUGGCUGUUUAUAAUUUACCCGUUUAUCAAAUUCUUUCCCGCUAAGAUGGUUGGCAGUCUCAUAUCUUUUGGUGGAUAAGUAAUAAAUAGGGAGGUAGAAAUAAUUAAGCUUUGGGAAACGCAAGGAGAAUGCUUAGCUCCUCGAGCCGCAGUAACCAGGGCAAAAUAAAUUGUUCUAGGAAGAUGGAUGUUUCGUCAUUUCCACUUUAUCCUGUUUUUAAUUUCAGGGGAAUGCCACUGUGUUUUACUGAUGAAUCUUGACAAAAAUCUGAGUUUUGUAGACCAUUAGGCAGUCGUAAGCAUGGUUGGGGAAAAAUUACAUCUUAGCAAACUAAAUUCAGUUAAGCAUUUCCUUUUAGUAUGUCUGUAAGCACAAGCAGUUACAGUGGAUUUUGCAGACCUUAUUGAGUUUUUCAACAGUGGCUGUCACAGAUGUUUUUAUAUCACUUUGAAGAUAUGAAGAUAUCUUGAAAUAAAGUUUACAUCAUUCUGAGUCCUUCAAACUGACAUUUGUUAUUCCACUAGUUGCUCUUUGUUAUUUGAUAUGACUAAUGAAGCACAUUAUAUGUACGUAAAUACAUUUUAAAAUCAUAUUUUAAUAUGCCUUUCUUAUCCUGUAUUGGUAUUCUAAAACAUGAUAUUGAAAAGGUGUUUAUAGGUUCCCCAGGGUGUGCAUAGAGUCCACCAUACAAGUCAUGAGUCCCUGAGCAGAUUGUCAGUGGGCAAAUACCUCAUGGUUAAAAGGCUUCAUCUUAUUUAUUUGCUUACAGCCUAUUCCGCCCCCCCACCCCACCCCCACCCCCACCACCCCCAGCCCCUUACAUACACCUUACUGGUUAAUAGUUUAUUAAAUUUUAGUCUUUCAACUUUAAAGAAAAAAAAAAUCUUUGAUUAUCUUUCUAGCUUUUCUAAGUGAGAUUUUAUUUUUCAUCCAUUGCAGUUGCAUUCCAUACUUUCUUCUUUCUGGAAAGAGCCCCAAAUCCCGUCUCUUAGAACAGUGGUUUGGUUGAGAAGGAUAUUUGGAUAAAUGGGAAAAUGUGAAAUGGUUACUCAAGAGUCUUUUUGAAUAUAAUAGAUUGCAUCAAGAGGGAAAGUUAAGAGGGAAGAGACCUGUGAGGUCUUUAAUACCAGAAUGAGUUUGGCUUCUGAUGAAGAAUGAUGAGGAAUAAGAAUUAUGUGGGAAUGUGACAUUCAAUAAGAGUGGUACUAUACAGUAUCUGUAGUUAAUUACAUUUUACAAAGCUCUUCUAUGCCUACCUCACUAUAAAGCUCUUGCAGUAGGUAUAGCUAAACUCCUUGUUUAUUAUUAUUAGUGUGUACCAGAUGUCUUUGGGGGUCUUAGUUCCCCAAGCAGGGAUUGAACCCAGUGUUUGCUGUGAAACCACCAAGUCCUAACCACUGGACUACGAGGGAAUUCCCAAUGCUGUUUGUUUUACAGUUCUGAAAAUUGUGGCUUAGAAAGAUGAAAUGGCCAGCAUCAUCUUGUCAAUAAACAGUGCACCUGAGUCUCAAACCCAAAGUCUCAAAGUUUCUUUCUUCCUAGUGUCAUUUUCUGUGCACUGCUCCGCAUCUAUUAUGCCUACUGGAAAACGAGUUCUCUAUUUCAUUUUGAUGCCCAUCUAGAAAGAUGUAACAUUCAUGUAUUUCUGUUUGAGAUCCUUUGUGACCUAUCCAAUUCACAAUCCCUUUAGAAUGUACCAGAAGCAAUUAAACAUCAUUCAUUCAAUGC